Lytechinus variegatus (green sea urchin) is the source of this 6877-nucleotide messenger RNA. RefSeq names its product protein glass-like. Gene Ontology annotation, biological process: regulation of transcription by RNA polymerase II. The record is from RefSeq and is a predicted model, not a curated record. The transcript has 6 exons. Gene Ontology annotation, cellular component: nucleus. Gene Ontology annotation, molecular function: RNA polymerase II cis-regulatory region sequence-specific DNA binding; DNA-binding transcription factor activity, RNA polymerase II-specific. The coding region runs from base 623 to 1948 and encodes 441 amino acids. Lineage: Eukaryota; Metazoa; Echinodermata; Echinoidea; Temnopleuroida; Toxopneustidae.
CACGCCACCAGCCAUAAGCCUCUCGUUAUUCUUUCUUCUCAAAGAAUAUAACUAUCUUGUUCAUUUACGGGUCUGAGGGUUCCGUAUACAAUACAACAUCUAAACCCUCAUUUUGCGGGGGUCCGAAUUACAUCUAACGGUAUAUCGGAUUGGGGGUUGGCUCUGAUUUCGAAAGAUGACUUUACAAAAGGAUAGGACACGAAAAAAUAACGGAAAGAGAUGAUAGUUUUUACCGAUGGACAAUACAGGGCAGCUGAAAUCUCAGAAGAGAAAAAAUAAAUAGAUUUUUUCCAGUCUUGACACCGAUUUCAAAUGAUCCUUAAACUUUCAUUCGGAACGGUUGACCGUAGCAAAGGAGAGUGGCUGAAACUAUUGAAAAUGAUAUGAUUCAUUUAGCAAUCCUACAUUGAGAUAAUUCGUUUGAUUAGAGAAAAGCCGUUUAUUUUUUCACAUUUUGGGGUAAAGAUUCUCGUUAUGGAUUCUGUCUGAAAUUCGUCAGUUUUUUUUUUUGGUCUCCUGCCAUUUUCUUUCAACGCUCUCUUCGAGAUUCGCUAAAAGGUGAUUCCAAAUCAGCGAAGCACCUCAGAUUUAUUCGAACUCGUGGCUUUUUGAAUAAAUAAAAAUGGAGAAACUGUAUUAUUCUAGCCCGAGCCCAUUGGAGCCGUCGCCGUAUCGCCCACGAAGCCCGCCCGCUGGACACGGGGAGAGAACGUUGGUCCCGUCGCAUUCGCUACCAGUUCACUCAUCUCUGCCGGGCUACGAGGGGAACCCAACCCCAGUGCACCUCAGCGCCUACAACUCCGGUCCACAACCUAUGAAAAAUCUUCAACUGUAUCCUGAGAGUGAUUUCACCAGAGGAACUCAGAUGGGUCACAUGACCACGAUUCAUUCACCUGUCGUGUUGCCAAGGAAACCACUCAGUGAUUAUCCUCUUAGUGGGGUAUCCAACAUCCACCAUCACCAUCACCACCACCAGUCACCCCAACCCGUUGAUAACCAAAGCCACCACGCAACUGUUCUUCCAUAUUCAGAUUUACUGAGGGAAGGCUAUGGUGUGCAGAGCUCUGAUCAACAAAGUUACGGAGGCUCAUGGCAAAAAUCUCCAACACUGAAUGGUACAUCCGGGAUUCUUCCAUGUUCCGACGUGCUCCCACACCACCAGCCAAACUUCCUCAACUCUUCCUCAGCAGCUGCCGCCCGUUCUCAGUCCGCCCACAGCCCCGGUCACCACCCCUCCCAUCACACCGCCCACCCCAAUCCCCACCAAGCCUCUCCAUUCGUGUCCUCGGCCUCCUCUCCGACGUCGGUGGGCGGGGCUACCUACGACGACUACGCCACCAAGCUGCGCUCUUCGGCCGAUGAGGGGCGUUUCUCCCUGCCGUACACACCCACUCCACCUGCUUGGCGCAGUAACCAUCAUGCAUCACAGCCAAGCGUCCCUCCUCCACCGCCGCCACCACCUCUGUACUUCUGCGGGAGGAUGGUUCAAGUCAGAUCAAACAAAAAUAAGAGCGAGCACAAGAAAAGUAGCAACCAAUGCAACAUCUGCGGCAAGUCCUACGCACGACCAAGCACAUUGAAGACGCAUAUGAGAACACAUUCGGGAGAGAAACCCUAUCAUUGCCCGACAUGCCAGAAGUCAUUUUCCCAAACAGCGAACUUGACGGCCCACAUGAGGACACAUUCGGGUGAAAAACCAUUCAGAUGCCUCAUAUGCAAUCGACAAUUCUCUCAGAGUUCAUCAGUUACUACACACAUGCGAACACAUUCUGGAGAGCGCCCCUACCGAUGUGCUUAUUGCAGGAAAGCCUUCGCCGACAGUUCAACCCUGACGAAACACCUUCGAAUCCACAGCGGGGAAAAGCCGUACCAGUGUAAGAUAUGUCUCCUUAGGUUCUCACAGAGUGGCAAUCUAACCAGACACAUGAAGGUCCACAAAAAUGAAUAGAAGUUGUGUUCCGGACACAGUGAGGGAAAGGCCGCACCAGUGUAAGAUAUGUUUCCUCUGGUCUUCACGGAGUGGCCUUUCAUCUAGAGAAAUGAAAGUCCAUAAAAACGAGUAGAAGUGUGUUGCCUGAAGGAAAAUACUUGACUGACUGCUGACAUGGUAAUGAAUGACACUCGCAUGAUACAGUCACACCAACGACAGUACAGACUCCAAACCGACAGAAGGUACGUCAUUGGACAUAGCGUAAAAGCUUUGGUCGGUCUGGAGUCGGUUCCACCAGUGCAAAUGUGGCAUUACCUGCUGUUCUUCAGAGGGUACAAAUGGGCAUUGAGAAUGAAACACCAGGAAAGCACUAUCGAGUGUUCAAAUUACACAUUGGAGUUUGAACAUAACACCAAAAUAAUGUUGGAAAACAACUAACAUGUGGAUAUUGAACCAACAACACAAUUUGAACACUGGUGUGUACAUGGUGUAACGUUAAAGUAAUUUACUGUGAACAGCGGUAGCUCAGUUUAAACACUUCCGGUUGGCAGAAAGUCAAGGAAACGAGAUGUCCCGUUCUUUAUUGGAGAUCAUAGCCAAAGCGGAGGGAGAAUAUUUCUCCAGACGUAUAUUUCUAUAUAUAUUCUAAGAAAUUGGUUCAUUUUGAAGGGUUCUUGGACAACCCUUCUUGAAGGACAAGUCCCCUGGAAAUUGGCGAACUGUCUUUAAAGGAGUUGCUGUUUGGAUAAGGUGAUUCUCUUCGGAGACUUGACUUCCGGGAGGUUCUAAUCCAGGAGAGUGUGCUGUAAGAGAGUGUCCAUGUGGGACUUGGAAUCGUAUCCGGGGGAAUUGUCCUCCCGGAGUGGAUAUUCUCCAUCGAUUAUUAAUCCCCUCUCUUCGCCACAUUAUUCUCAGAAAAAUCUGCCGCUCUUCAUCUUGUGCUCAAUUGUCGUUAAUAUUUUUUAAAGUUCUAAUUAUUGAUAUUAUAACUUUUGAGAAAUUAUGAGUUUAGAUAUAUAUAUAUUUCUUUAGAAUUCUGCGAUGUUGUUAAAAACCAAAGAACUUAAAAGCCAGGGGUGUUUCCUUGUAGAAACUCCAAACAGUUUUUGUCAAAGAAGCUUAAUUUAGAGCAACAUAUGAAUGCAGGUUUGCCAUUACAUGAGUCAACAGACUCCUGAAAGUAAAGUGAUGUAAUCACACGAUAAUCAAAUCAUUUCCAUAAUCAUCAAUAAAAUAUACGUGCCUUCUACAAAAUCUUCGCAUAGUAAUAGAAAUAGAUUGAAAUCUUUUUAUAACUUGGUUGCGAUUAUGAUAACAUAGUCUUGGCAGUUCAGUAAUAUUUUCUCACCUUAAAGGUUUUUAUUCAACACUAAUAUUAAAAGGAAUAUGUCUUCCAUAUUUUUUGUUUUUCUUGUCAUUUUUCUCGUCAUGUUUUCUUGGACCUGUUAGGAAAUUUCUAGAAUAAUUUCGCGACAUUAAUUUUGGUCAUAUCACACUUAAAAGAAAAUAGAAAGGCCAAUCGUUAAGAAGAAAUAACAUCCUAUUGUGAUCAUUCUGACUGGCUUAUAAUUUAGAUGCAGUGAGAGAGUAUUCCGGGUAAACAUGGUAAGGAUAUGCCCUUGUCUACCAUUAGACUUUUUAAAAGUCUUGAACUCAUACCGCGAAUGGUGAACUCCUUGAUAUUUUAUCCAAUAUAUACGAUGAUAUCAGCAGGUUAUUACAUAAUCUUGAAUAUUACCCUAAGAUUUUGUAAUACAUGCCCAUACAUACGUGAUCCGAUUCAAAUCUUGAAGAAAUAUAAGAGCAAACUUCAAGAGCAUAAUUAUCAACCAAUUAGUAGCACUGAGGUCUCGUUUGCAAUAGUCAGUUCAUCCCUUUUCUGUAUUUUUGUGAAAAAUUGUUAAAAAUCAUAAAGCUAUGGUAAAGUGAGAACCUUAUAAACUGUUAUCAUUUAUCUUUUUUCUUCUUUUUGAUACCAAUCCACUUACUUCACUUUAUGUGCGAUUCAAUUUUAACAGCCAGUUUGGAUAUUCACUAUUAAUCAACCUCGUAUUGUAAAAUAAAUAAUAGAUUUGGGGAGGAUAGGGAGGUAUAGAUGCCAGAGCUUCUUUGCCAAAUUGACCCAAGAAGGUUAUUUGUGACAAUCAAUUUUUAUAAAACCUUGUGAAAAUAUAUAAUCAUGAUAAUCAGAGAUAUGUGUGUGUAACCAUGGUAACAGUGUGCUCGUAUUAUAUAUUCUAUCAUGUGGAUAUCAGUAUAUCUAUCUUUUUUACGUAUCUUUCCACGUAAUGAAAUGGACAAUCUAUAUACGAAAAUAACUAUGUGUGUGAUUUGUAAAGAAUGUUAUGUUAUGUUCAUGUAAUAAUUAGAUAGAAUGAUAUUAUUUGCGACAAAUAUGAAUCAUCUGGAACAGUCUACGCAAUUGAACAUGUUCAAUAGCAAUUAAAAGGUAAUGUUAAAAAGUAAAGCACCAUUAGAUUUUGUGUGAUGAAAAAGGUCUUUCAUUUAAAAAACCGUGUUAUUUGUAAACUUUUAAACCGAAUAAUCCAUCUGGUUCAUAAUGAUAAUACGCUUGUGCCAGUACAUUAUCACAUCGGGUUAUCGCGUCCGGUCGGGCAAUCAUGCAACUCGACCAAUCAAGAAAAGGACCCCCUGAAUUCCCGAAAAGUCCGGUCAAAUUACUCGACGCUAUGUGAAGAAAUAUCCUUCCAAUUUACGAACGUUCGAGUCCAAUUUACCCGAUGUUUUGUAAAAAUUGUAAGCCAAAUAUACAAAUGGUUUCGGGAAUUUAGGAGGCCCUUUUCUCGAAUGGUUGGGUGACGCGAUUACCCGACCGGAUGCGAUAACCCGAAGUGAUGGGACAAGUCAUGAUAUUAGACUUAGAUUAUUCCAAUACGUAGAGCGAAAAUACAACGGAAGAUAGUGACACACUCUCCUCUUUCAUGAUAAAGAGCACAUUUGAGGCAAAUAGAUAUUCACUCGCAAAGGUACAGUAGCAAUCAAUGAAAUAACUCGUAAGUAGUUCGACAAAAUUCAGAGUGAAAAAUUCUCUUUUAUCUGUAAGAGAACAGGUAUUUACCACGUCCAAAACUAUAUGAAAUAAUACACAUGCAUGUACUACGCAAACAGAAAUGAAGUUUUAAUUGUGCAUGAAACAACGAAUCUAUCCAUGACGUCACAUAAGCCAAUAUUUCCUUUUAUUUUAUUAUUUUUUGGUCAUCUUGCAGUAGACCUUCACCGCUUAUGAUUUGAAUAUAUUAUGAUGAUUCUAAAACUACUCUUUUGUUCCCAGGGCAGUGAGUUCGAUCCCGUUUCUACAAAUUUUGAUUUAACUGUUGAUAUAUCUAAUCAUCGAUGAAUUCGAAACUAUGUAUGUAAAACGUGUACUAACGACAUUAUGCAAAUAAAAUUGUAUAUUCUCACUACUAUAUAUUUAGUUACUUGUAGUGUUGCUUUUUAUAGGCCUGUUCAGUAUCCAUGACAAGGAAAUAGGUAGAUAAGCUAAAAUAUAUAUUAUAUUUCUCCACUUGCACUAUAAUCUUGCUCUAUACAGGUGAUUUUUAUUAUCUUAUCUUUUAACAUACAACAGAGAGAGAGAGGGAGAGUGGGGGGGGGGGGAGAUUGGGGUUUUGAUCGAAAUCUUUAAGAUUUCAAUUCUUUAAAUUUCAAAGUACAUCUUAAAGGACAUACGAACCAGCAUGCAACUACUCAUAUCAUUCAAUACCCAUAAUGCAUAAUUCUUAGCAGUUCAGUCUUAUGAUGAUAGGCCAACGAUUUGGAACACACCAAUCCCCUACUCAAUACAUACGUACUACAAAAAUUAUGUUACCAAAAAAACAGUUACCUUUCCUCUCCCUCUCUUUCUCCCUCUCUCUCUCUCUAUACACAAAUAUAAUUAUAGUUUAAUUCUAAUUUAUUCUCCGUAUUUACGAAUAGUUAUAUCAGACGGUGUAUUAGCCAUCUAUAACACACAGACAAUGAGUGACAACGUACAGUGUUGAUCGGUUUGCUUCCCCUUUGAUUAUUGUCAUUUCAUUUCAUGUUAUCUCGUUCAUUUCCACUUCAAGAUAAAAUUAAGUAAUACAUCGAUUUGGGCUGGAGCUGGUACCAGUGUCCUCCCACUUCUUGAUAGGUUACAUCGGAAAGCUCUCCGCCUCCCGAGAAUUCAAGACCCUUCACGGUUGGGGUUUAUCCACUCGAGCCCCGGAGACUAUGUUGCAUCUCUCUGUACCUUCUACUGUCACUUCUUCCAGAAACCAUCCCUUGAGUUGUCUGGAAAUCUCCCCCCCCCCUUCACCCCAAAUGUUCGUUUGACUCGCUCUUCUGCAGCUGCCGACCCCUACACUGUCCUCCCACUUCUUAAAAUCAAACGCUUCUCUUCACCAAUCUUCAUAUAUUCCAAGGACGGCUCGGCUGUGGAAUUUACUUCCCGCCAACACAUUCCCUUUAGCUCCCAACAUGGACGGAUUAAAAAGUAGUGUUAAUACACAUUUAAUUAGCUUGGUGUAAAACCUUGUACUUUUAAUUUAAUUAUGUUUUAUUAUGUGCCAGUCAUGGGACACUUUUCAUCAUUUUAUGAUGGCAACAUCAGGCCCAAAGAACAAUCUAAAAGAAAAUAAACAAACAGGUCAUAUAUCUUUGGAGGAAGGAUCUUGAAAAUAAACAUUUUGGCUUGCUAGAAAUUAUCUUCACAAACAUACCAAACAAAGAUUGAAUUAAAGAUACAUUAGAAUGUGAAUAGAACUGUAAUGUAUAAUAUAUAUAAUUAAUAAAAACGUCAGGAAGCAUAUCAUUUCGUAGCUUGAUAGACAUACCUCAGUUUCCAGAGAUUUUAAGUCAUCGACAUGUACGGUUAUGUCUUUGUGACUAUAAACCAAAGUUCAUUAAAACAUAGAUAUAAAGAUAGACUUAUUAAUCGUAUAGAUAGUUUCUGUAAUUUUGAAGUCU